Molecule: messenger RNA, 595 nt
Organism: Trichobilharzia szidati
Lineage: Eukaryota; Metazoa; Platyhelminthes; Trematoda; Strigeidida; Schistosomatidae
Source: the annotation of a GenBank genome assembly
GUAAAGUACAAAAAUGUGACCCUCUUCACUAUUCAAACAAGAAGAAUUAUAAAUUUUAAUCGUUUCAUUCAUAAUAAUAUCAUAUUCUCAAAUGAUGGUGAUUCUAUGCUUAGUACUACUAUUUACUGUUCAAGUAGUUUAUACAUUACCAGCUACAGAAAUUUCAACCACUACUACAAGUGGAAAUCAUUCUAGUGUUGACUGCAAAAUCUGUUUAUCUGCAUUCAGUGUUAUACGCUUUGCAAUAUCAGAUCCCUACUGGAAACAAGUCUAUAAAAUGACUUUAGCAGAGAUUUGUACACUUCUACCUCCUGGGUUAGUUAAAACUAUGUGUACUAUUAUGGGUCCGGUGUAUCUUCAGCAAGCAUUGACGUUGAUUAGUGAUGAAGUCCAACCGGAAUACCUGUGUCAGGGUCUGAAAAAAUGCAAACCAACUGGAAAGUUGUACUGGAAUCCAAAAUAAUCAGAAGGUCACUGGGGAAAAUGAGAAGCUGAAGUGAAGCUACAUAUCAGUUAAUAUAUGUAUUGUUUGACGAAGGGAUUUAAUGAUCUUUUAUCAAAAUAGUAAAUAGGAUUUUCUGAAAUUCAAAACUUU